GUACAAACAGAUUCUGUAUCAGAGUACUCUAGUGAAACAGACGACUCUGAUGAGUCAGAAACGAAUUAUUCAACUUUCGACUCGAACAUGUUACCGGCUUCAAAGUUGCCUAUGAUGAAUCCUGUCUCAACAGCAGGAUGUACACCAAUGAAUGGACAAGGAGAUAACAACACUGGACAGUAUAUUUUACCGGUGGAUCAACACUGUACAAGCAGUCUUCUUCCUUCACCGUCAGUAGACAAAUCUGGUCACUUGAUACAAAGAUCGAACAUUUCCGGAAAGUAUUGUUCUUCACAGGUGCAUAACAAUUCACCAAUUAAAACUGUAAAUGGAAAUACCAGCAAUAAUAGUUACCUGACAGAUUGUGAUAAGCGUAAUAGUUCAGCUAGUCUAGACAGUGGUCGUGAUUCAACAUAUGCGACAGGAAGUGAAGGCAGCAGUGGAGUUCAAUGUCCUCAAUUGUAUUCAGAAGAUGGUUGUCCUCUUUCAACAGCAACAACAACAUCUUCUUCAUUCUUUUAUAAUAAUAAUCAACUGCAAAAGAAUAACAUCCUGACUGGUGCACGUAAAAUUAGCCAGAAUUCUAGUAGUUGUGCCUCAUUUGAUUAUACUUCAUUGCCUCCUGCAGCGACAAUGCCAACAUUUUUUAAUCAUGCAAACUCUACUACUUAUAAUGCAACUAGUAGUAGUAAUAACAGUAGUUUUAGUAAUUAUAGUAAAUUCGGUGUUACCGGCAGUAACAGUAAUCUGCUUAGCCAGUAUACACCAAAUCAACAAGCAAAUAAAGAUAAUACUUUAACCUCACCGAUACAUAAAUACAAUAGUAAUAGUUUUAAUAAUAAUAAUAUCGUACAUUGUAAUAAAAACUGUUGUACAACAGUCAAUAAUAAUAGAUCCUAUCAAUCACAGCAACAACAACCCUUUAUCACUCCACAUUCACCUUGCCAAGAAAGAGGUUUCAGUGACUUCAAAUGUACCCCGAAGAAUAUGCCGAUGAAUGUUUAUAAUCAUUCACAAUUUCCCUCAAGUGUACAACAGUAUGGUGCAGAAAAUCAGCCUUAUCAAGCAUCACUACACCAACACCAACAACAACAAAGUCAUAUACCAAUUCACUCGCUGUUUAUCAGUCCAGACGAUGAAGCACUUUUCGCUUGGCUAAGAUCAGUUGGUCUGAAUCGCUUAAGUGGAUGUUUAUCAAAAUCAGGUUUCGAUUUAUGGACAUUAUGUCAUACAACACCGGAGGAACUUAAUGCAUGUGGAAUAACCAAUCCGUAUGAUAGACAAAUGUUAAGAAAUGAACUUGCUAAACUCCAGCUAUCUGAUCCGAUUACAGAACAACAGUUACCUACAAGUGUUCAAGAUUUACUGAUUCAAUUGCAUCUACAACAAUAUUGGCCAAAAUUACGUGACCAGGGUUUGAUUACAUUUGAGCAGAUUGUUCGUAUCACAUGGGAUGAUUUAGAAGAGAUCGGUAUCUUAAAAUUAGGACAUCAAAAGAAGUUUAUCCUUGCUAUUCGUAAACUUAAUCGUCUAAUACACGAUCGUGUAUUUCUACCACCGGGAUUAGAUCAGCCUACCGGAGUGAAGUCAUCAGUCAAUAAGUCUUUUUCAUCGAAUGAUACUGUUUUUUCCUCACAAGCCUUAAGUUCACUAUUUUCAAGUAAACGUAAAGAAACAAGUUUUGAUCAAAUCUAUAAUGUCCAGUGUCAACCAGAUCAGUUAAUGCCUACAACAAGCGAAAUGAUAAAGGAUAAAAAAGAUAGUCAACAAAUGGCAAAACAUGACAUUUCAGAAAUCGGAAUACAAGUUGAAGAUAAUUUGAAUUCAUCACCGUCAUCGCAAUGUUCUUCUGCUUCAGCCACAGAUUCCUCAUCACCUGAAUCGCCAUACUGUCUUCCUCCACCGGUUGGUUUUCAAGACUCCCCGCCAACAUCAUCAUCAUCACCACCACUACCACCAGCCGUUUUGCCUUCUUCGUUAGAUGCACAAAAUUCCUCUACCUUAUGUACAGUAAAUGACCAGUUAUUGCCUAGUAUCACUUCUGCACCGCCUUCUUCAUCAUGCAGUGUUCAAUGCAUCACUGAUGUGAAUAAAGCAACAUUAAAUCAAACUGAAAGUAUCGACUCAACGCUUCCAUAUUCUUCUUCUCAAAAUCGUCAGUAUCACAGUCAACACAGUCGAAUAGAUCAACGAAAUAGAAGUGAACCAUUCAGUGUAUUUCGAAGACGUUCUUCAAAUCCGAAUUUAUAUUCACUAAGACCAAAUGGUACUGUACAAAAUACUAAUGACUUAUCAAAAUGGUCUUCAGAUUUCCUGGCAAGUGCUGAAUUACGACUUCCAACAAAGUAAGUUGAUAAAUUAAUAGAUGUUGCAUACUUAAUGAUAGUUUUACAUAUUCUAGGGUCUAGUGUUCUGCAAGUUAGGAUUUGUUUGGUCAAGUUUUUUAACUCUUAUCUAGUUCUAAUUUUCUUUUCUGAUCUCUUUGAGCUCCAAUUAUAACA
Trichobilharzia szidati is the source of this 2501-nucleotide messenger RNA. The record is from the annotation of a GenBank genome assembly. NCBI's taxonomy places the organism in Eukaryota, Metazoa, Platyhelminthes, Trematoda, Strigeidida, Schistosomatidae.